Venturia canescens is the source of this 1546-nucleotide messenger RNA. It is a transcript of the gene Pcmt, whose product is annotated as Protein-L-isoaspartate (D-aspartate) O-methyltransferase. Bases 61 to 747 code for a protein of 228 amino acids. Gene Ontology annotation, biological process: protein modification process. The transcript is spliced from 6 exons. Gene Ontology annotation, molecular function: protein-L-isoaspartate (D-aspartate) O-methyltransferase activity. Gene Ontology annotation, cellular component: cytoplasm. The record is from RefSeq and is a predicted model, not a curated record. NCBI's taxonomy places the organism in Eukaryota, Metazoa, Arthropoda, Insecta, Hymenoptera, Ichneumonidae.
ACUCGCGAAAUAUAUUCUCGCGUUGCAGUUAUCGUUUCGUUUGCUAUUCAUAUUCUAGAUAUGGCUGCAUUUGGUCGAUACAACGGAAGAACCAACAAGGAUCUUGUACAAUAUCUUAAAAGAUCCAAAAUCGUUAAAUCAGAUAGAGUUUUUGAAACAAUGUGUGCAGUGGACAGAGCCAAGUAUACAACAUCAAAUAACCCCUAUUUCGAUGCUCCGCAGGGUAUUGGAUAUGGGGUUACUAUAAGCGCACCUCAUAUGCAUGCAUAUGCUCUGGAAUUGCUCGAAGACAAACUGAAACCCGGCAACAAAGCAUUGGAUGUUGGCUCUGGCUCUGGAUAUUUAACAGCAUGUAUGGGACUCAUGCUUGGCGAUGAUGGAUUAGCAGUGGGCAUUGAUCAUAUACCUGAACUCCAGGCAUUGGCAAAACGUAAUCUUCAAAGUGACAGACCUGAGCUUCUAGAAUCUGGACGAGUCGCUUUAGUUGUUGGCGACGGACGAUUGGGUUGUCCUGAACAUGCUCCUUAUGACGCGAUACACGUUGGAGCAGCGGCUCGUGAAACGCCCCAACCGCUGAUAGAUCAACUUGCAGUCGGUGGCCGUUUGAUAGUUCCAGUUGGACCAGAAAAUGACGACCAAACUCUGUACCAGUUCGAGAAAAGUGCGGAUGGCAAAAUAAAGAAAAAGCCUCUCAUGGGAGUCGUGUUUGUUCCAUUGACAGACAAGGAACGUCAGUAUCGCUCAUGAAAGCGAUGCUUGCUCCAGUGAGUGAGCACCAUUUUAUUUAUUUAUUUAUUUUUUUCCAUACUCACUCAAUGAAACAUCUUGCUGGGAAAAAAUUUAAGCUCAAAAAAUAAAAAAUUUCGAUGUUUUAUUGGAAUAAAUGAUUCAACACAAUUGGCAUUGGGCCCUUCAUUUAUUCAUAACUUGAUUCAAACACGUUUUUUUCUUCUCUGUGACACAUAAAAGUCAAUUAUAUCAUGCCAAUAAAUUAUCUAGAACGGCAAAAAACAAUAUUUUCUUUUCCCACUGUAAUACAUUUAUUCAAACGAAUCGAUGUUUCCAAUUCCAAAGAUAUCAUAGUUAUAUCUCUGGAAACAUUUCGAUGCGAAACGUUUUUGGUCGUUGGCCAUCGAUAUCAAAAUACUUGAGUAAUACGUAAAGACAAAGAUUUUUUUUAUCAUUUCCACUUAGCGCUCAUACACUGUUCCGUUUCUUGAUAAAUUUUAUACAUUCGGUUAACAAGUCUAAGAAUUUACUGUUAUAACAUACAAUAGAAUUGAUUUGCACCGAUUCGUCUAAAUUCUUUCAUCCACAUAUUAAGGUAAUUACAAAUUGUACUAAUUUUUCGAACAAUCACUGCAUCUUUCUACCGUCGUUCUUACAUUGUCCACAUAUUCGCGUUUCAACUAAAAUUCAACUUCGUAGAUCUUAUUUUUACACCAUGACUUCAAAGUGUGGUCCGCGUGUAUAAAACAAGAAACUUAUAAAUUUAAAAAUGUGGCUCUGUCAGAUGAAAAAAGUGAAUAAAGAUCAGACGAAAAUA